Molecule: messenger RNA, 1070 nt
Organism: Mytilus californianus (California mussel)
Lineage: Eukaryota; Metazoa; Mollusca; Bivalvia; Mytilida; Mytilidae
Product: sodium- and chloride-dependent glycine transporter 1-like
Exons: 6
Coding region: 105-1070 (321 amino acids)
Biological process (GO): sodium ion transmembrane transport
Cellular component (GO): membrane
Source: RefSeq, a predicted model, not a curated record
AUAAAAAAUAUAAUUCAGCCAACCAUACAUGACUAUUCAAUGUCACAAAGUUUCAUUUUGUACGAGAAUUUUAUUCGACGAAAAACUUUAUAUUUCAUUUAAAAAUGAGGAAUUUAUCUAACAGCAGCAACGACUUUGAAAAAAAUCGUCUGGAAAGGGGAGAAUGGAGCAAAAAAGUGGAAUAUAUUUUGUCAAUGGUGGGAUAUCUUGUUGGAUUAGGAAAUCUGUGGCGUUUUCCGUACAUUUGCAUGAGAAACGGAGGAGGAGCAUUUUUAAUUCCGUUUCUGUUUUUCUUGAUUCUUUGUGGACUACCAUUAUUGUUCCUGGAGACCACAAUUGGACAGUUCAGUGGCAAAGGGUUUCUUCAUGUUUGGGAAGUAUGUCCUCUAUUCAAAGGAAUAGGUGUUGGUAUGAUGAUUCCUAUAUUUGUAUUUAGUAUCUAUUACAACAUGAUCAUUGCAUGGACUUUGUAUUACAUCGGGAACUCUUUUCUGAAUCCGUUACCAUGGACAACUUGUGACAACUACUGGAAUAGUCCUAAUUGUGUAGUGGAUCACGGGUUCUUGAAGAAUAUUUAUAACAUAACGGGGCACAGUAUGAACAUUAGUUUACAGGUUUAUGAAGAUACCACAAACAUGGAGUUUAUAGCGAAUAACAGUUCCGAAUGGAUUACUGCACAGGAAGACUUUUGGCAAAACAAUGUACUGCAAAUGUCAUCAGGUUUAGAAGACUUAGGUAAUUUGAACUGGCGUUUAUUGUUGUGCUUGCUUGGUGCAUGGGUUAUUGUAGGACUAUGCAUAAUAAAAGGGAUCAAAUCAAUAGGAAAGGUUGUGUACGUAACAGCAUUAUUACCGUAUAUUUUACUGACAGUUAUAUUCAUCAGAGGAUUGACACUUGAUGGUUCUCUUUACGGAGUUAUGACAUAUCUGAAUCCAGAUUUUAGUAAACUUUUAGAAAUUAGUAUUUGGAUUGAAGCUGGCUUACAAGUGUUUUUUUCGUUAGGAACUGGGACUGGUCUCCUUAUUUCUCUCGCUAGUUUCAAUAAAUUUGACAACAACUGUUUAAGGUAA